AUGACAAUCAAUGAUAUUCAUCAACAACGUUUUAGUUCUUCUCAAACAGAAAAUUUAGAAACUAAACACAUUAAUACACAGAAUACAAGUAAUUCAGUUAAUAAUUCGAUAAAUAAAUUUCAGAAUAAAAUUUUAACCGGUAUUCAUGAUGAAGCAUGUCAUUGGCUUUUUGGAAAUUCAAAGAAUCUACUUGAUGACAUAUUGAGUCAUCCAUUGUUAAUUGAUUAUUUUAAUGUCUAUCUAUCAUUGCCUAUUUUUGGACAACGUGUUCUUUGUCAUCGUUUAACUCAUCAAUUUGAUUUUGAUCCACCAUUAUUAGUUCAACAUCAGAAAAUUUAUGAAGAAGCAAAAGAAUGGUUAACUCAUUGUCGAUUAGAUAAUUAUAUUCAUACAAAUAUUUAUAUUGAAAGUCUUCUUAGCUUAUUACUUUCAAAAGCAGAUGAUACGAUAGAAUUAUCUUCGACAUUACAUACAUUUAUUCAAUCGAACGAAACGACAAUGAAAGAACAAUCAUAUAUAUUUUCAACAGUAACCGAUGUUCGACAAUUUCAUCGCUUUCUUCAAACUACAUCAGGAAUUAAAUAUUGGAAUUUCUUUAUGGAUUCAAUGUGUUUACUUCAAUCACGACAUUCAUCUCGAUCAAAUCGUAUUGAUAUUUCAUAUUUAAAUUUUAUCUAUAAAUACUAUUCUCAACAUCAUGAAUUUCGUUCGAUUACUAUUGAUUUUGAUGAUAUUCGAAUGCCUGAUUCGAGUACACCAGAUUCAAUAUGGUUUCAAAUGGCAAUAAAUGCAAUGCAUCAAUUACGUAUAUAUUGGUUACCUCGAUAUAUUAGUCAAUUAUCUAUAUCAUCUCAAUCAAAGAAAAAAUCUUCAACAAUCGAAUCGAAUUCAAAAUUGAUUGAGAAUAUUAUUAAAACAUCAUCAGAAAAUGUUAUUGUAACACCCAUCAAUCAUUUAUCACAGGCUGAUUCAAUAAAAAAUAAAGAACCUAAUUUAGUUAAAUUUACUCUGGAUAAUAUCUCUUAUCUUGAUUACAAUCCUCGACAAUAUAUACAAAUUCAGCCAUCUGAACAAGAUGAUUUCCAACAAAACUUUGAAGAAUUAAAUGAGUCAAAUGAUAAUAAUCAAACGGAUACGAAUUCUAAACUAAAAUCUGAACUUCCACUACAUUCAUUAUCAGAUUGUUCAAUUGAAGAUUAUGCUACAGAUAUUAAUAUUGAAUUAUUUUAUCGUAUACUUGUGUCAGAUUCAUUAGCUGGAUCACCAUUUCUUGAAUAUAUUUCCCAAACAGUACCUAAAACUGAUAUAAUUUCACUUCAAACUAGUAUUCAUUACAGUUUAUUUCGCAGUAAACAAUUCGAUUUUAAACAUAUUAGAAUUAUUCUCAAUGUUGAUAGGUAUCUCGAAGUAACAGCAACUGAAGUAUUACCUAAUCAAAUAUUUGAUAAUAUCGAAGAACAAAGGAAUGAAUUAAUUGAAGAAUUAAUAAAAAAUAACAAUAAUAAUAAUAAUAAUAAUCAAUAUUUUCUUCUUUGGAAAACUUUAUUAAAAAUUACAAAAGGCAAAACUUUAAAUAUAAAUCUUAUGAUUGAUGAUCUUCAUCAUAUUUUACCUUCAGUCAAUUUCGAUACAUUACUAAAAGAUGAACAAAAUACUAAAGAAAAUGAUUUAAAACAAACGUAUUCCAAUGAAACAGAAAUUUUCUCACGAAAAUAUUUGAUCACUUGUAAUGAACAACAAAAUGAUCUUCUAAAGUCUUUCAUUAAAAAUCAAUAUUACACAACUGAAAAACAAAUCAAUACAGAUGAACAAUGUGAAUUUCGAACAGGUGAACGAUUUCGUCCAUUAACUGAUAAUGAACUUGAACAAGAAUUACGACGAUUUUGUACCAAAUUCGAACAAAAAAGCAUUGAAACCAUUCUUGGAAAAUCAUUCGUUGCUCCAAUAACAUCUCAUCAAAUGAAUAUUUCAACAUUCAUUGGUGAUCCAUUAUCACAUAGUAAAACAAACGAAACAUUUAUGUCACAUGAAUACUCAAAAUUGAAUACAGUUGAAACAUUUACACUUGAAAUAAUUAAUUCAGCUAGAGAAGUAUUAGAAAUCGAUCAUUUUAUAUCAAAUAUAAUGAAUGAAGGUUUGAAUCUUAUUCAAGCAAAUCCUUUAUUAAAAUCAAUAAAAAGUGAUUCAAAUUCAUCAUCAUUAUCAUCAAUAUCUGACGAAAUACUUAUAACUGAUUCUUCAUCAAUAAUAACCUAUCCAGAAGUCAUUACUAAUAAUAUAAAUAAAAAUGCAUUUGUAUCUUUAAAUUCAUCUGAAAUAAAUUUUAUAACAUUAAAAAAAAUAAACGAAAACAAAAUUCUUUCAUUAAUUGGUUCAUAUUUUAUUAAUUCACCAAGUAUAACUAAUGAUAAUUUUAUUUCUCAAAUAAAUUUAUUUUCUCAAGGUGAACAUACAGUUAUAAAUAAUUCUAUAGAUCCUAUUAUAUAUAAUUAUUUAAAAGAAAAUCAGCUAAAAUCUAUAGACGAGUUUUCUCUUCAUCAAGAAUUCGAAUUAUUUUCACCUUCAUUUCAUAAUUCAAUUAAAGAAUUAACUAUUAAUAACACUGGUAUUGGUCAAUUAUCUAUUGAUUUAACUACUAAAACAAAUAUUUUAUCUAAUAAAGAUGAUAUUUUCAAGUUAUAUAAUAAAAUAAAAUUAUAUACAAAUAAUCAUAUUGAAUUUCUUUUAGCAAAUAUUAAAUCAUAUAAUUUUGAUAUAAAUAAACAAGAAUUACAUUUAUAUCUUAAUAAUUUUAAAUUACCUGAUAUAACAAAAUUAUCCAUAAUGAAUAAUAAACAUAUAAAUAAACAAGAAGAAUAUUUUCAUGAAACAAUUAAAUUUACACAUGAAGAUAAAUCUAAUGAAAUAAAAAAUUUUAUUAUUGAAAAAAAACUUUCCUAUUUUCAAAAUAAUGAACAACAACAAUUAAUAAAAUUUAUUCAAAAUGAAAUUCAUAAUCAUCAAUGGCCAUUACAUCAAUAUAUUGGUAUACAAGGACAACGUUCAUGGCGUGCAUUAAAAUUAGCAAGUGAUAUUUCAAAUUUUGAUAAUGGAUUUAUGUUAAAUUAUCAUAAUGAUUUAGAUUGGAUUUCAAGUGAUAAUAAUUAUGGUUCAUUUAAUCAACGAACUUAUUUAGUUAUACGAAAUUUUCAACGACGUAUUGAAAAACUAAAAACUAUUCAUUCAUAA
This is a messenger RNA of Rotaria sp. Silwood2, 3228 nucleotides long. NCBI's taxonomy places the organism in Eukaryota, Metazoa, Rotifera, Eurotatoria, Philodinida, Philodinidae. The record is from the annotation of a GenBank genome assembly.